This is a messenger RNA of Equus caballus (horse), 6092 nucleotides long. It is a transcript of the gene UBE4B, whose product is annotated as ubiquitination factor E4B. Gene Ontology annotation, molecular function: ubiquitin-ubiquitin ligase activity. The record is from RefSeq and is a predicted model, not a curated record. Gene Ontology annotation, biological process: protein polyubiquitination. Gene Ontology annotation, cellular component: cytoplasm; ubiquitin ligase complex; nucleus. NCBI's taxonomy places the organism in Eukaryota, Metazoa, Chordata, Mammalia, Perissodactyla, Equidae.
GAUCCCUUUCAAAGAUGGCCGCCCUGUUGUUUUGAUGAAUAAUACUUGGUGGGGCGAGGGGGUGAGACUAGGGGUGGAAGGGUAGGAGGAUUUACUCUUCCAGCCGGAGCAUCGCGAGUCCCGUCCUCCCCCUCCCCACUGCCCGGGCUCCGGCGUGGAGGCGGGGCGUGGCCGGCCUGCUUUGGGAGGGGAGGGGCUUCCCUCUUCAGAGCUGGGUUCUGCCUGGGCGGCUCUGGGGUCGUCUUCCCUCGGGGCAUCCACUCUGCAGUCGAACAGUUCCCGCCAGGGGCACAGGGUAGGACGGAGAGCAGGAUCUGCUGGAGGAAGCGCAGCUGCCGCGCUACCGCCACGAAGACACAGCAGGCUCGGGGCACGAGACGAGCUGGCGCCCGAGCUCCCUAGUCUGAGUGACCUGGGAAGCAGAGGGUAGUAAGUGGCGCCUUAAGAUAACCCCACAACAGCAGCAGUGGUGGCCAAAGGAGGCUACGCAGGGCACAAGCAGCUGUAAGAGUCUCUGGGGCGACUGGAGUGACCGACGCCAAGGCAGUUCAGUGCCCCUCGUGUUCUUAUUUUUUAACCUCUGACUAUGCAAUUCUGAAACCUCCCCCAUUCGGGGGACCAGACAGCCCGAUAGACACCUUCCACUCUCCUGUCGCCCUGGUCUCGAGAACAGAAGGAUCUCUCCCUAACGCCUUUCACCAUUAAGAGGAAAGCAAUGGAGGAGCUGAGCGCUGAUGAGAUCCGACGGAGGCGCCUUGCACGACUUGCUGGUGGACAGACCUCCCAGCCGACCACCCCACUCACCUCUCCCCAGAGGGAGAACCCUCCAGGGCCUCCUAUAGCAGCAUCAGCCCCAGGCCCCUCCCAGAGUCUUGGUCUCAAUGUCCACAACAUGACCCCAGCUACCUCCCCAAUAGGUGCAUCAGGAGUAGCCCAUCGAAGCCAGAGCAGUGAAGGAGUCAGUUCUCUCAGCAGCUCGCCCUCCAAUAGCCUUGAAACACAAUCUCAGUCUCUGUCUCGUUCCCAGAGCAUGGAUAUCGACGGUGUCUCUUGUGAGAAAAGCAUGUCCCAGGUGGAUGUGGAUUCAGGAAUUGAAAAUAUGGAGGUUGAUGAAAAUGAUCGAAGAGAAAAAAGGAGCCUCAGCGAUAAGGAGCCUUCAUCAGGUUCUGAAGUGUCUGAAGAACAGGCCUUGCAGCUGGUCUGUAAGAUCUUUCGUGUCUCCUGGAAGGACCGGGACAGAGAUGUCAUCUUUCUUUCUUCUCUUUCUGCACAAUUUAAGCAGAACCCAAAAGAAGUGUUCUCUGAUUUUAAGGACUUGAUUGGCCAGAUUUUAAUGGAAGUGCUAAUGAUGUCCACUCAGACUAGAGAUGAAAACCCGUUUGCCAGUCUGACAGCCACAUCACAGCCAAUUGCAGCGGCAGCUCGGUCACCAGACAGAAAUCUCAUGCUGAAUACUGGCUCCAAUCCAGGAACAAGCCCGAUGUUCUGCAGUUUGGGUUCCUUCAGUGCCAGCUCUUUGUCUAGCCUCUAUGAAACUAGCCCAGCUUCCAGUAUGAGUUUCUGGAGCUCUGUGCCAAUGAUGCGUCCUUCUUUUGCCUCACCUUCCCGUGCAGCCAGCCACAUGGCUGUGCCGUCCAUUUCCCUCAGUCCUCAUAGUGCUGCUUCCGGGACUGCUGCAGGAAGCCAGCCCUCGUCUCCACGAUAUCGCCCCUACACUGUCACCCACCCCUGGGGGUCUUCAACUUCUCCUACCACGCGGUCCUCGGGCACCUCCAUUCUGUCUAGCUUACCACGCCUCCCUGCCCUCGCUAGUAGCCCUCAAGCAGUGCCUGCCAGCUCUUCCAGACAGAGACCCACCAGCAUGGGGCCACCUCUACUGUCCGCCUCACCCAGUGCUGUGAGCAGACGUCCCUCCUCCCUAAGGAUUUCUCCUAGUAUGUGCGACAGCCCUUUCUCCCUCCUCUUCCUCGCACUUUCUGGGGACAGUAGUGACGAAGAUGAAGAAGAUGAUGAUGGUGAUGAUGAAGGUGGUGGUGGUGGUGAUGAGUUUUCUUGUGUCCAGUUUGGGUCCAGUUUGGGAGCCUCUGGUGGGGCAAGUACUUGGGAUUCCUACAGUGACCAUUUCACCAUUGAGACCUGCAAGGAGACAGAUAUGCUGAACUACCUCAUCGAGUGUUUUGACCGAGUUGGAAUAGAGGAAAAAAAAGCACCAAAGAUGUGCAGCCAGCCAGCAGUCAGCCAGCUUCUGAGCAACAUCCGCUCACAGUGCAUAUCCCACACUGCGUUAGUACUACAAGGUUCCCUCACACAACCAAGGUCCAUGCAGCAGCCGUCCUUCCUGGUGCCGUAUAUGCUAUGUAGGAAUCUCCCAUAUGGCUUCAUUCAAGAACUGGUGAGAACCACUCAUCAGGAUGAAGAAGUGUUCAAGCAGAUCUUUAUCCCCAUUUUACAAGGCCUGGCUCUUGCUGCCAAAGAGUGCUCCCUCGAUAGUGACUACUUUAAAUACCCCCUCAUGGCUUUAGGUGAACUCUGUGAAACCAAGUUUGGAAAGACACACCCUGUGUGCAAUUUGGUUGCUUCUUUGCCGCUGUGGUUGCCUAAAUCCUUAAGCCCUGGCUCUGGGCGGGAGCUGCAGAGACUCUCUUAUUUGGGGGCUUUCUUCAGCUUCUCAGUCUUUGCAGAAGAUGAUGCUAAAGUGGUUGAAAAAUAUUUCUCAGGGCCUGCCAUUACCCUGGAGAACACUCGCGUGGUUAGCCAGUCACUGCAGCAUUACUUGGAGCUGGGAAGGCAAGAGCUUUUCAAGAUUCUGCAUAGUAUUUUGUUAAAUGGUGAAACCCGUGAGGCUGCUCUUGGUUACAUGGCAGCUGUUGUCAACGCCAAUAUGAAGAAAGCACAGCUGCAGACAGAUGAUAGAUUGGUAUCUACAGAUGGAUGUAUGCUGAAUUUCCUUUGGGUGCUGCAGCAGCUAAGUACAAAGAUCAAGUUAGAGACAGUUGAUCCCACGUAUAUAUUCCACCCAAAGUGUCGGAUCACUCUUCCCAAUGAUGAGACGAGAGUGAACGCAACGAUGGAGGAUGUGAACGACUGGCUGACUGAACUUUAUGGAGAUCAGCCUCCAUUUUCUGAGCCGAAAUUCCCUACAGAAUGCUUCUUUCUUACCCUGCACGCCCACCACCUGUCUAUUCUGCCAAGUUGCCGUCGCUAUAUCCGCAGACUCCGGGCCAUCCGGGAGCUCAAUAGAACUGUGGAAGAUUUGAAAAAUAAUGAAAGCCAAUGGAAAGAUUCCCCACUGGCAACUAGACACCGCGAAAUGCUGAAGCGCUGCAAGACUCAGCUUAAGAAACUGGUACGAUGCAAGGCCUGUGCUGACGCUGGUUUACUUGACGAGAGCUUCCUGAGAAGAUGUCUGAAUUUUUAUGGCCUUCUCAUUCAGCUGCUGCUCCGCAUCCUGGACCCUGCCUACCCCGAUGUAACACUGCCUUUAAAUUCAGACGUCCCUAAGGUAUUUGCAGCAUUGCCUGAGUUUUAUGUAGAAGAUGUUGCUGAAUUUUUAUUUUUUAUUGUACAAUACUCUCCUCAGGUGCUUUAUGAGCCCUGUACUCAGGAUAUUGUGAUGUUCCUCGUUGUGAUGUUGUGUAACCAGAACUACAUCCGAAAUCCGUAUCUCGUGGCCAAACUGGUAGAAGUCAUGUUUAUGACCAAUCCUGCUGUUCAGCCACGAACCCAGAAGUUUUUCGAAAUGAUUGAGAACCAUCCUCUCUCCACCAAAUUGUUGGUCCCUUCCCUGAUGAAGUUUUAUACAGAUGUUGAGCAUACUGGAGCCACCAGCGAGUUCUAUGACAAGUUCACCAUUCGCUAUCACAUUAGCACCAUUUUUAAAAGCCUUUGGCAAAACAUAGCUCACCAUGGCACCUUUAUGGAAGAGUUCAACUCUGGGAAGCAGUUUGUUCGCUAUAUAAACAUGCUGAUAAAUGACACGACAUUUUUGCUCGACGAAAGUCUGGAGUCUCUGAAGCGGAUCCACGAAGUGCAAGAAGAGAUGAAGAACAAAGAACAGUGGGACCAGCUGCCCCGGGAUCAGCAGCAGGCCCGUCAGUCUCAGCUUGCUCAGGACGAGCGUGUUUCGCGCUCCUAUCUUGCCCUGGCCACAGAAACCGUGGACAUGUUCCAUAUCCUCACGAAGCAGGUCCAGAAGCCGUUCCUCAGACCAGAACUUGGACCCCGAUUGGCUGCGAUGCUGAACUUUAAUCUCCAGCAACUUUGUGGUCCCAAGUGCCGUGACCUGAAAGUUGAAAACCCUGAGAAAUACGGCUUUGAACCAAAGAAACUGCUGGACCAACUCACAGAUAUUUACUUGCAGCUGGAUUGUGCUCGGUUUGCUAAAGCCAUUGCUGACGACCAGAGAUCUUACAGCAAAGAGUUGUUUGAAGAAGUUAUUUCGAAGAUGCGGAAAGCAGGCAUCAAAUCAACGAUAGCAAUAGAGAAGUUUAAACUUCUUGCUGAGAAAGUGGAGGAGAUAGUGGCCAAGAACGCGCGCGCGGAGAUCGACUACAGUGACGCGCCAGACGAGUUCAGAGACCCUCUGAUGGACACCCUGAUGACUGACCCAGUGCGGCUGCCCUCCGGCACCAUCAUGGACCGCUCCAUCAUCCUGCGACACUUGCUGAACUCCCCCACGGACCCCUUCAAUCGACAGACACUGACGGAGAGCAUGCUGGAACCAGUGCCCGAACUGAAAGAACAGAUUCAUGCCUGGAUGAGAGAGAAGCAGAACAGUGAUCAUUAAACCGUGCCCCUGGCCCGCCCUCUGCCAGAAGCAGCCGAGGCCGGCGAGGAAGCAGAUGCAGCGUCAGUGGUGAGAAUGCUGUUCCAGCGUUGGAGGCCAGAUGCGGCCGUGUACCCCGAGAGCCCCCCGGAGGGACCAAACGGCGGAGAUCUGCAAGGACGUGAAUGCGAAGAAGAGCCCACUUCCUGUACAUAUAUUUAAGUGACAAACUUGGUCAAAAGCUUGAGGGACACAUUUUAUGAUUACUUGUGUAAGAAAGCACGUCCUUCAUACGUCACAAUUUGGGGCUUUUGCAACAGAAGUCUUAGUAAUUGAUGACGAGUGGGUCUGGGCAGCAUCCCCUUCAUCUUUUUUUUUUUCCCUAAAUCCAGUAUCCGUUGAUUUGAUUGUGAUUAGAGAACCUUGGACAUUUUGCUGCUAAAGAAUCUUUUUCCCGCCCUCUCUCUUCCUGACCCUACUUGCACUGCUGUGGAUUUUUUUAAGAGAAGCAAAAACAAAAAUAAACUCCUAUCCCUGGCCCCUCCAACAUAUAUUCUGUGAGAUAACUGUGCCUGCGACGAAGUGUUAAUCCUGGGAUCGUAUUUUUAUAUCAUAUUCACAUAUUUGUUUUUUUAAUUGGUGUUAGAUGACAUGAUUAAUAAAAAAGGCAAGAUAUUUUCAGAAUUUGAAUUUCAGUUUUUUAUUUUUUUUUUCUUUUGAAAUGUCCCUUUAAAAUUUUUUUAUUCUAAACAAAAUGAAGAGAAUCCUGUUGCUCUGGUCCUUGUAAUAGGCCCUCUGUUAGGAAUCUGAGGAGCGACGGCAGCAAAGGAGGUGUUGAAGCACGUCAGGAUUUACGUGACUUAGGGUUUUGGCGGGGAGGGGGGUUGGUGUUUCUAAUGCCACGUGACAGUUCGGAGCCUUUCCAGUUGUCCUAUGAAGGUAAAUAAAUUCCUCAACCCUUGGGUCUGUGAGUUCGAGGCAGGGGUCAUUUGUAUGACGUGUCCUUUGGGGCUUGGCCUUACCAAAGCAAAAAAGGGGUGCAAGAAAUGUGGAAGUAUGUCUGCUUGUAAAAACACACACAAACACACCCACACACACGCACGCAAACAUGAGACGUUUUGUAUUACUGCUCCCUACUUAACAUACUUGAAUUCUUGAAUUUCCUUUGGGGUAAAAAAGGAUUUGAAACCAUAAAGUGUUUUGAAGAAAUUAAGUCUACAAAAACAUACUUUCCUUUUCUUUUCCUUUUUUCCCCCUCCACAGACCAUGUCCUCUGUUCAAUUCCUAACGCAAACUACAAUAAAUGGUGAUGCACAUUCGGAAGGAA